UCUCGUGACUGUUCCUCUUCAAAGUGGAAGUGAAAGUCUGUGAGCUCAAAAACAGACUUCAUUUUGAGAGAAGAACGGAGCAGAAAGAGGAGAGGACGAGGAGACAGGGUGAGUGAUUACUCUGUUUUUGUUUUAAUGUCAAACUCUUUAUGAACCGUUAAUGAAAAAUGAUUUACUGACUAAUACACUUAAAAACUGCAAAACAAAGAAACCUGAGCAGACAAAGAGCUGGAUCAGUUCUUCAUACAGGAAACUGUCUACGUGCAGUUCUUCUUCCUCUUUGUCUCGACUUGUCUUUUUAGUAAAAACAAGAAUGAGUUUCUUUUUAUUUUAGCCUCUCAUUUGAAAUUUAAUUCAGUCCUGCUUUUUUAUGAGACUUCAGGGACCUCACAGCUGUUGAUGUUUUGACCUGGAAUCAGACAAGGAUCAGAGAGAGGCCCUGCAGGGUGGAGAGACAGAAACAGAUCAAACCCUGUAUAAGUCUAAUAGAGGGGUAUUUUUUCAGACUCUAUACUUCCUUUCUGAUUCCUUUUUAAUGUUUUUACAUGGUUUUCAGUUUAAAAAAGCCUCCUGUUUCUCACUCUAAUGUAUUAAAAUAUCAUGAUUUCAGCUUCCUCCUCAAACGCUUCAUAUUAGCUGCACCUCCUGUCCACGAGCCUACUUUGAUUUCUGAACUCUCUCUUCCUGUUUGUAUCUCACCUGUUUGUCUACUUUGUCCUCAGGUUGUAUUACUUGGUUUCAUCUUCCAUAAAGUUUCACAACAUCAGAUGGCGAAGAUGAGUGACUGUGUCGAGGAAGAGGAGUACAGAGCAAAGUCUGUUAUGUCAGACUGUCUGUCUAUGAAGAGUGACCAGUCUAAAGAUGAUCCUCUAAACUUUAGUAAAGAACCAGGACCUUCAGAGGAGGGCAGAGCAAAGUCUGUUAUGUCCGAUUGUCUGUCCAUGAAGAGUGACCAGUCUAAAGAUGAUCCUCUAAACUUCAGUAAAGAACCAGGACCCUCAGAGGAGGGCAGAGCAAAGUCUGUUAUGUCCGACUUGUAUGUCCAUGAAGAGUGACCAGUCUAAAGAUCUUCCACUGGUCUUCAGUAAAGAACCAGGACCCUCAAAUGCACAGUAAGAGAAAUACUUUUCAACUACCAAACUCUCAAAUAACAAUAACUGAUGUUUCAAACACAAAACUUUCAAUUCUGACCCCUCUGUUUUCUACCAUGGUGAGAAAAAUGAUCUCCUCUGCUCUCAAAACGCUGAUUUUCCUCUUCAACCUGCCAACCUGGAGAAAGUAAAGAAAAAGUUACUGAGCACAGAUUUACUUAUUAUUCUUAAUGUUUGUAAAAAUGAAGGGGGUUUAAAACAGCAUUUUAAAAGGAUUCUGACCUCUGUAUUUUCUGAUCUGGUUCCUGUGUUUGGGACGUUGUGAGCCUGUAAGUCUUUGGACUGUGGUGAAAAGACCCCAGAAAACAGUCUGUGGGUCACAAAAUACCAGAAGACCAAUAAAGAAAUAAAUCCUGAGAAAUGGAAACUAAUUCAGAGCAUCUGACUGUUAUUAGACCUUUAGAUCUGAUGGUUAAAAAAAUGUAGUAAAACUGUCAGAGAAAAUCUCUCUACCUUAAAAAAAACAACAAAAAUCACAGUUUAGUUUUUUCUCCUGUCUCCACACUUUGAGGCAGCAGCAGCUGAAUAUUUUACAGGAGAUUGUUUUAUGUGAGAGAAAAGAGUGACAUCAAAAACUUUGUUUUAAUAAAUUCUUCUUAUUCUGUAUCUUCCAAUCAUUAAAUGAUAAAGAAAAUAAAUGUCAUUUAUUUUCUCAGAGAGACACAGAGAUUUGACUCUGUGGAGGAGCAGCUGUCCAGAUAUCUCAGCUCUGAUGGAAGUAAGUCUAAGUUGAUCACAAAGAUGUUUUUGUGUUUAGCAGUUUGGUUCAUUUUAUUUUAUGUUUUUCUCUUUCAGAAGGUUGUGGUCUCCAGGAGGUUUCAGAUGAACAUAAGAUCAGUCUGAAGAGGAGAUGUGAACGUGUGAAUGAAGGAAGUGAUGAUGCAGGAAGUCAAACCCUCCUGAACAGGAUCUUCACUGAGCUCUACAUCACAGAGGGACUGAGUGAAGAGGUGAACACCCAACAUGAGGUGAGACAGCUGGAGAAAGCUUCAAAGAUGGAGACCCUCCAUGACACGCCCAUCAAGUGUCAUGAGAUCUUUAGAGUCUUACCUGACCAACAAAAGAAGCUCAUCAGGGUGGUUCUGACCUACGGCGUGGCUGGGGUUGGAAAAACCUUCUUAGUGCAGAAGUUCACUCUGGACUGGGCAGAGGGUUUGGAGAACCAAGACCUCCAUCUGGUGGUCCUGCUUUCAUUCAGGGAGCUGAACCUGAUCAGAGAUGAGCGCUACAGUCUUCUGAGUCUGCUCCAUGUUUUCCAUCCAACACUAGAGAAGGUCACAGCAGAGACGCUGGCUGUCUGUAAACUUCUGUUCAUCUUUGAUGGUCUGGAUGAAAGCAGACUGUCUCUGGAUUUCACAGACUCUGAGGUGGUGUCUGACGUCACACAGAAGUCUUCACUGAAUGUUCUGUUAACAAACCUCAUCGAGGGGAACCUGCUCCCCUCAGCUCUCAUCUGGAUAACUUCUCGACCUGCUGCAGCCAAUCAGAUCCCUCCUUCUUGUGUGGACAGGAUAACAGAAGUACGAGGCUUCACUGACGCCCAGAAGGAGGAGUACUUCAGGAAGAGGUUCAGUGAUGAGGAUCUGUCCAGAAGAAUCAUCUCACACAUCAAGUCCUCCAGGAGCCUCCACAUCAUGUGUCAGAUCCCGGUCUUCUGCUGGAUCACUGCGACAGUUCUGGAGGACAUGAUGAGGAGAAAGAAGAGAGGACAGCUGCCCAAGACCCUGACUGAGAUGUACUCACACUUCCUGCUGGUCCAGACUAAGAGGAAGAAGCAGAAGUAUGAAGGAGGACAUGAGACAAGUCCUCAGGAGCUGACUGAGGCUGACAGUGAAGUUCUCCUGAAGCUGGGGAGACUGGCUUUUAAACAUCUGGAGAAAGGAAACAUCAUGUUCUAUCAAGAAGACCUGAAGCGGUGUGGUCUGGAUGUCUCAGAGGCCUCGGUGUACUCAGGAGUUUGUACAGAGAUCUUCAGAAGAGAGAGUGUGAUCUUCCAGAAAACAGUUUACUGUUUCGUUCAUCUGAGCGUUCAGGAGUUUCUGGCUGCAGUCCACAUGAUCCACACUUACACAAACAGGAGCAAUUUCUCAACUCUGGACGACUUCCUGAAGAGAACCAUGGAGAAAUCCCUUGUCAGUAAAAAUGGCCACCUGGACCUUUUAGUUCGCUUCCUUCAUGGACUCUCUGUGGAGUCAAACCAGAGACUCUUAGGAGGUCUCCUGGGUCACACAGACAAAAGUCCAGAAAUGAUCCAAAGAGUCAUCUACAACCUGAAGGAGAUGAACAGUGAUCGUAUCUCUCCUGACAGAAGCAUCAACAUCUUCCACUGUCUGAUGGAGGUGAACGAUCUGUCAGUUCAUCAGGAGAUUCAAAGGUUCCUGAAGUCAGAGAACAGAUCGGAGAAGGAACUCUCAGAGAUCCACUGCUCUGCUCUGGCCUACAUGCUGCAGAUGUCAGAGGAGGUUCUGGAUGAGUUGGACUUUGAUGAGUUUAACACAUCAGACCAGGGACGACUGAGACUGAUCCCAGCUGUGAGGAACUGCAAAAAGGCUCGGUAAGUCUGGGUUUUAUUCAGAAUAGUGUAAAUGAUCCCUGUAGUUCUUCCAAUGUCCACGUUACUGAUGAUGUUCUUCUUCAAAUAGAAAUCGACUGAAACGUCAUGGAGGGGUUUCUUUAGCAAAAACAUGAUCCUGGUGUCUAAAGUCCUAUUAGCAUAGGAUGAGGUCUACCUGUGAACCCCUGAGAACUUGUCCUAAUCGUGGAGGACCUCUUUGUUUUGAAUCCAGUUAAAUUGACCGUGUCUGUAAUGAAUAAAGAAGAACUUUGAGGACAAAUCAAUGACCAUAUCUGAAGACACACAGAGGUCUUCUGAUGAUGGUAUCAGUCCAGAUCAACAUUUCAGUCAGUUGUGGUGAACUUGAGUUUGAAGAAGGUGGCUGCAGCUUUUUCCUGCUGGUUUUCAGGUUAGAAAUGAUGAAUCUGUUGUGAAUGAGGGUUAGGGCAUUUAUGGUGAGAAUAGAACUGGAUCAUUUUCUACACGGUGGCAGAACUGUCUCUGUACCACAAUGUUCAUCAUUCAAUAUUCAUAAGCAAUACAACAAUGAAAACUAACAUCAUUUUCCACCACUCAGUGGAGAUUAUAUGGUGGACUGUAUGAAUGAUGAGAACACAUGAGUUAUUUGGACAGCAGCUCCAUGUGUCUGAAAACACUGGUGGAAAUAGGAUUUUAAUGUCUCUCUCUCUCUCUUUCCCCUCAGUGCUGCAGGUUAGCACUGACACUCUGCCUCAUGUGGGAGAACAGAAUGACUAAAAUAAGUCAUGGAGUCAUUUGUCUUGAACAUCUGAACAGUUUUUUUUUUUUUUUUUUAAAGGCUUUCAAUCAAAUAUUGUUUGAUAUUUAUGUUGUUACAGAUUUUAUAACUGUGGACUCUCAGAAACUAACUGUGAAGUUGUGGCCUCAGCUCUGAAGUCCAACCCCUCCCAUCUGAGACAUCUGGACCUGGGCUCAAACAAAGUGCAGGAUUCAGGAGUGAAGCUUCUCUCUGCAGGACUGGAGAGUCCAAACUGCAGACUGGAGGCUCUGAUGUGAGACACCAUUUCCUUCUGAUCUAACAAUAAGAUGUGACAGUUACUGCCUUGGAUUUUUUUAAGGAAGUUUUUCCAUCAACUUUGAUCGAGCAGUCUGAAUUUGUUGUUGUAAAACUUCAACACAAGAAGAAAAAUCCAACAUUUCAGAGUUGAUUUGGAGUGGAACGAUGGAUGUAGAAAAGAAGCAGGAGAAAAUCAGUCCCACAAGUAUUACACAUGCUUGUAGAGGGCAGGAGCAGCACAGACUAAAGGCUGAUAUUGAACUGAUCCACAAUUAAUGUGAUCACUAAUGAAUGAAUGAAGUGUCAGAGAAAUGAUGAGCUGCAGUUUUCACUUCAGUUUGUUGAACAUUAACAUCAUCUUGUCCGGUUGGUCCAUAAAAACCUCCCUGAUCAAUGGUCUUUUGGUUUAUUUACAGGCAGUUUGGCAGUUGUUGACAGCAGAUGGACAGACCCCUGAAUAUACUUCUAACUAUUUUAAUCUGAAUUCAGAAAUACAAAAAAACCUUUUAGAUUUCCCACAUUAGUUUCUCAGGAUCUCAUUUAAGUUUUCUGUAUCUUGAAAAAUUCCUUGGGAUCUUCAAAAAGUUUAGAGAUGAUUUUAAAAAAAUUCCUCCAGAUCAACUCUGAAAAGUUCUUCUUCAGUGUCCUUCAGGGGCUCAAGAACAUUGAAUCAUUAAAAGCAGAAACAGUUUCUUCAGAGGUUAAAUACUUUUUUUCUUUUUCAGACUGUGGGGCUGCAGUUUGACAGAGAUCAGCUGUUCUUCUCUGGCCUCAGCUCUGAAGUCCAACCCCUCCCAUCUGAGACAUCUGGAUCUGGGUUACAAUGAGCUGCAGGAUUGGGGAGUGAAGCUGCUGUGUGACUUUCUGCAGAGUCCAAACUGUAAACUGGAGACUCUGAGGUAAGUUAAGUCUUUGUCAAGUUUUUUUUUAACCAAAUUUAAAUUUUCAUGGAAUUCUCUAAUAUUUCCAGAACUUUCUUCUUACUCACAUAAAUUCAUAGUUUUUCAGAAAAACAGACAGAGAAACACAGACAGAAAAACACAGAGAAAAACUGAGCCAAUCAGAGCAAAACUCAUUACCAUAAAUGUUAAUGAGCCAAAAUCAGUUAGUUUUCCUGUAAGGUUUUUUAGACAUACUAAAAUGGUUUGAAACAAACCAUCAAAUAACUUUUCAGCUAAAAUUAUGUUGCAAACAUGAUCAGAGGACAUCAAGGAUUAUGAAAAAAUGAUUGAAAUGGGUAUUAAAUUUUGAUGGCAGGUCCCCUUUAAAGCAAAGGGUCAUGGGAGUCAGACCAGCAACUGCUGCAACAAGGACUACACCUUCUGAACAGCUGGACCUCUAAUCCAAACCAGUGUUCCAUCACAUCUGAUGUCUUGUCUGUUAUUUUACAUGGAGGGUCAGAGCAGACCAGAUCAUGAGCUCUGACAGACUGGAUCUGGUCCAAAGGUCUCCUGUUGGAGUUCUCUGAGAUCGAUAUCUGAAACCUGAACAUGUGAAGUUUGAUUAUUAAUUAUUUUUAUCUACAUGAUCUAUCCUUUUUUCAGACUGUGGCGCUGCAGUUUGACGAAGAUCAGCUGUUCUUCUCUGGUCUCAGCUCUGAAGUCCAACCCCUUCCAUCUGAAACAUCUGAACCUGAGUGAAAACAAGCUGCAGGAUUCAGGAGUGGAGCUUCUGUGUGACUUUCUGCAGAGUCCAAACUGUAAACUGGAGACUCUGAUGGUCAGACUUUUUUCCUUCAUUCAAACAUUAUCAGGAUUUAUUUGUGAUGAUGACACUAAACUGCUGACUCAGGACUGAAAUACUGACCCAGACUGAACACCUUCAGUCCAGAGUUGAUUUUCUUCAUCAGUGGAUUAUUUGAUGGACUCCAGUUAGAUCACUGCUGAGCUCCAGUGAAUUAAAACCUGAACACAAGAAGAAAACUCUUUGUAGAGUUCACAGUGAGAAGCACAUUCAGACAGAAAACAGAAGCAGGGGGAGAUUUGUCAGACGAGAACCAUUCAAACUUUUGUUCAGGACAAGAUCAGGGAAUAGAAAAAACUCAGUUUAGUUUCUGACACUGAUGAAAGUCCAGCUCUGUUGCUUUGAUUUUUGAUUUUGUUUUUGAAUCAUUGUGUAAAAAUCUGAAUUUUAUGGUAUAUCUGCACUUUUUUGAGGCCUUGCUGUGUUUAGACUGAAAUAUUAACCUCUCAAAGACGUGAUAGUUUUGGUUCAGCAAAGUGAAAAUAUUCUGAACAUCUUCAUUCCCUUCGUUUCUGAAGUAGCUGACAUUUCCUGGAAAAUAUUGAGUUGUAUCUACGAUCAGUAUAAAAGUCUCUAAGUUUGUUUUCACUAUUUAAUGUGUAACAUUGAAUUCACUGUUUCAAACUUACUUCCUGUUUGGUUCAGCUCUUUGAAGCGUCACUUUUCUUUGAUUCAUACUUUCCAAACCUUUCCCCUGAACUCUACAGAUUUAAGACAUCAGAUUUCAAACUGGAUCAGUCUUUGUUUAAAAUCUCAUUAUUUCCUCUUUAUUUAGGUUGAGUUUCUGCAGUUUGACAGAGAUCAGCUGUUCUUCUCUGACCUCAGCUCUGAAGUCCAACCCCUCCUAUCUGAGACAUCUGGACCUGAGUGGAAACAAGCUGAAGGAUUCAGGAGUGAGGCUGCUGUGUCGCUUUCUGCAGAGUCCAAACUGUAAACUGAAGACUCUAGAGUGAGUCUUAUUUCCUCGAUUCAAACAUUAUCAUGGUUUGUUUGUGAUGAUGACACUUGACUGCUGACUCAGGACUGAAAAACUGACCCAGACUGAACACCUUCAGUCCAGAGUUGAUUUUCUUCAUCAGUAGAUUGAUGAUGAAAGAUGACUUUCACUGAUGAAAGUCCAGCUCUGUUACUUUGAAUUUAGUUUGUUUUUGAAUCAUUGUGUGAAAAUCUGAGUUUUAUGGUAUAUCUGCACUUUUUUGAGGCCUUGCUGUGUUUAGACUGAAAUAUUUACCUCUCAAAGACGUGAUAUUUUUGGUUCGGCAAAGUGAAAAUAUUCUGAACAUCCUUUAUUUCCCAUCCGUCCUUGAGUCGCUGACAUUUUCUGAAAAUAUUAAGCUGCGUCUACAAUCAGUAAAAAAGUCUCUGAGUUUUUUAUUUCACUAUUUAAUAUGUAACAUUGAAUUCACUGUUUCAAACUUACUUCCUGUUUGGUUCAGCUCUUUGAAGCGGCACUUUUCUCUGAUUCAUGAUUGUCUAAAAUCUCAUUAUUUAUUAAUUAUUAUUUUUAUUUAGUUUGAGGAGCUGCAGGUAGACAGAGAUCAGCUGUUCCUCUCUGGCCUCAGCUCUGAAGUCCAACCCCUCCCAUCUGAAUACUCUGGACCUGAGUGAAAACUGGCUGCAGGAUUCAGACAUGAAGCUGCAGUGUGAUCUUCAGAAGAGUCCAGACUACAGACUGGAGACUCUGGGGUCAGUAUAGAGUUGGAGUUAGUCUGUGCUGAUCUCCUGUUCCACUCCACACAGUAUCACAGCAGAUAUUCAGUAUUUCCUGCUGACUCUUCGACCCUCCCAGAGGAUUCUUUCUUUAGUGAAAUAAUUCUCUGCGAGUCUAGGAGUGUCAGUUAUGAAAAAAGUGUCCCCUGGUCUCUAUAUUUCAGAUCAAAUGUAGAAAUGAGACAUAAUGAAACAGAAAUGUUCAGUUUCUGCUCUGAAGUCCAGUUUAUAGUUCUCUGUAUUCAACACAGACUGUUCUUUAUACUUAUUUUCACAGCAGGUCUGUUACUUCAGCUUUAACACAUUUGACAGGAAUGAUUUCUUUAUUUUGAUGAUGUUGGUUUAUUUGUGAGGAAACCUGCUGCUUUACACCAUCACUUCAGGUCUGAGCAGGACUGAAACCUGCUGGUUUUUAAACUGGAUGUUCUUCAGUCCAGCUGAUGAAGUGGAGAGGUGGAGAGGACUCUGGGAGCUGCAGUUUGACCUGCUCUGAGAUCAGCUGAGGACCUGGGCUCUAGAUAUUUGAUAUUUUCCCUAAUAUUCUAGGAUCAAACAGUCUGAACAAGUUUGUUUUGUUGAUGGAAACAUGAUCAUAAAUUUACACUUUGAUUGAAUCACUUUUUUUGCCCGUGAUGCAGCGCCACCCAGUGGAAAUGUAAAGAAGUGGAGUUGAUUUAUUUCAGAUCAUAUUUCUGCAGGAGGAGUUGAUACCAUGUGUGACCAAAUAUAAACUGGAGGGAGACAGGAAGAGUAUUCUUUCACCUGUGCAUUUUUAGAUAUCCAUUUUCCUCUUAAUUUUCCGAAAUGAUUGACUUUUUUUUUUAGACAUUAUUUUCUUUCUCUUUACAUGUUUUUGUUCUCAUAUAACUUUUGUACUAAAAUCUUCGCACCAAAAUCUUCCUCCCAUUUUAAUUUCAGAUGGUCUAGGGAGGUGAGGCUGCAGAAGCAAUCGGUCGUAUAUAUGGUGUAGGAGCCAAAAUAUAUUUGUUGAAAGUAUGAUUUCUAAAAGGUACGUCACUUCCAGGGAUUGUCACUGAGGGGUGUGGUUUUGGGAUGCUUGGCGGGUUAUUUAAAUCUCACCGGUGUAGUCAGACAAUGGGUUGUGGUAAGCUCUGAUAAUUUUCUGUUGACCAUUUCACUCAUCCUGUUUUAACCUCAUUUUUAUCACAUCACCUUAUUAUUUGAAGGGAAAAGUUUUGGACCUGGUUCAGUGUGUUCUCUUUUCUUUUUGGAACAAUAAACCUCUUUUAACACUCAAACUGGACUAAUAAUUGAACGAGUCACAGAUGCAAGCGCACCUAAACCCUGGCGGCCUUUUGUUGAAGGAAAGCAGUCGCGACAUAUGGGAUAUAGAGUUUAGCUCGGAGGGGGUGCAAAAGGUCAAAAAUUAAGUAAUUGGCACUCAGUGU
Molecule: messenger RNA, 9603 nt
Organism: Xyrichtys novacula (pearly razorfish)
Lineage: Eukaryota; Metazoa; Chordata; Actinopteri; Labriformes; Labridae
Source: the annotation of a GenBank genome assembly